AUGCCCACAUCGCGUAUAAAUCUGUGUUGUCGUGUUGUAUUGUUGAACUCUCCGUGAAAGUGCAUCGCAGCGCGAGUGAAUGUUGGCCCCAGUGCAUGUGAAUAAUCUAUUGACUGUGCCAGCGAUCAAGGAUUGCAUGAUGCAGUUGAUGUCAGCGGAAGCAACGUUACAUCGAUUGGCGUCGAUUUUAAGCGACGCAAGUAGACCUCCAAAUCCACAUCAAUUCAAAACCGGAUUUUGGGGCCGAGCUCAAGUCAUUCACGUGCAUUCGUCAGCUCAGGCGCGCGAAUAUUUAUGGGUUGAACCCGAUAUUUGUGCAUGGUUACAGCGUUUUAUUCUAGACGAUCGAUCAAGCCUUGACGAACCAUCGUCGGCGAUCAUCGAUAUCGAAGCGUUGUGCCGUCAAGUUUCGAACAGCAUCAUUAGUCGGAAAAUCAUUGAAACCCGUUUCAGUGGACAGGAUGAUGGUUUAGUUGGACUUUUGAAUCUAAUGACGAAUUUAAUGAAAUACGAUCCACCGUUUAAAUUCAGUGCUGAUGCCGAAUUAUUCAUUACCCAAGUAUUCGAUUGCCUGUUUGAUUUGCCAUCACCGCAAAAUCGCCUCAAACCAAAAUACAAAUCGCAAUCAUCACGCGCCGCUGCCUAUGAUCUGCUGGCCGAAAUGUGCCGUAACGCACCAAAUAAUUUCAAAAUUUUGCACGGAAAAUUGCUAAAACAACAUCAGCCUGGUCCACAUUCACCGUAUCCAUGGGAUUAUUGGCCACGUGACGAUGGCCGUUCGGAAUGCGGUUACAUUGGCCUAACGAAUCUUGGUGCUACAUGCUAUAUGGCAUCGUGCAUCCAACACUUGUUCAUGAUGCCACAAGCACGAGAGGCUAUACUCACCGUUGAUUCGAAGUUGGCGCUCAAACAUGCAACGACACUUCAAGAAUUACAACGAAUGUUCGCCUAUCUCAUGGAAUCCGAACGAAAAUCCUACAAUCCACGCUCAUUUUGCCGUGUCUAUCAAAUGGAUCAUCAGCCAUUGAAUACGGGCGAACAAAAGGACAUGGCUGAAUUCUUCAUCGAUAUGGUAUCAAAACUAGAAGAAAUGACACCCGAACUGAAAACACUCAUCAAGCGACUGUUUUGCGGAACAUUGAGUAAUAAUGUCGUCUCUCUCGACUGUGGCCAUGUGAGUCGAACACAGGAAGAAUUCUAUACGGUUCGGUGUCAGGUGGCGCAAAUGCGUGAUUUACAUGAAUCGCUGGCCGAGGUAACGGUCAAAGACACACUGGAAGGUGACAAUAUGUACACUUGUGAUCAAUGUGGUCGAAAGGUUCGUGCGGAAAAAAGAGCUUGCUUUAAGAAAUUACCCGAAAUUUUAUGCUUCAAUACAAUGAGAUGUGCUUUUAACAGGUUAACAGUGCAAAAGGAGAAGGUGAACACUCACUUUUCGUUCCCAAUGAAGUUGGAUAUGUCUGGUUAUGUAGAGAAAUCGUUGUUACCUCAACCGUAUCAGGAAUCGAAAACAGAACCAAGUGACCAGAACGAACGAAAUGACGAGAAGAACGUUAACGAGCCACAAGAUAAGGAGCAAGAAAUCGAAAAGAUGGAUGUAUGUUCAUCGGAAGAAGCCGUAAACGAACCAUACGAGUACAGUUUGAUCGGUGUUACUGUCCAUACGGGCAACGCAGAUGGUGGCCAUUACUACAGUUUCAUUAAAGAGCGAAACGGUCCUCAUCCGCAUGCACCGGAUCGCUGGUUUUUGUUCAACGAUGCUGAAGUCAAACAAUUCGAUCCAUCACAAAUCGAAGCCGAAUGCUUUGGUGGUGAAAUGACGAGCAAAACCUAUGACGCAGUCACGGAAAAGUAUCUUGAUUUUAGUUUUGAAAAAACGAACUCGGCCUACAUGCUUUUCUAUGAGCGCAUUUCACCGCAUCAAUCGCAUUUUGAAACACAUUCGGAUCAAGGAUCGUCGGAUAUUAAAGUUGAGGAUAUCAAAAUUGAGGAUACGGAACAGGCAAGCUGCUCUACGGCAACAACAACAACAACCGCCACACCACCGCCGCCACCGGUAUCAGUGAACAAAAUCAUUGAUUCGGUGAUUAAAGUCGACAAAUCCGACGAACCAAUUGCCACAGAUCCACCCACAGACUCAAUGAAUGACGAAUUAGCGGUAGAGCAUAACAAAUGUGAUAUAGACACUAAGAGCGGUAGCGAUUGCAAUGAAAAUGCCAACGAUGAAACGACCACCGAUGCUGUCAACAAAACGCUGGCCGUAGCAUCAACGAGCUCAACGAAAAAGACAACAACAUCAAGGCAUUUGCUGAACAAAGAACUCGAAGAAUGGAUUUGGGAAGAUAAUCGCUACUUUCUACAGGAUCGAAAUAUUUUCGAACACACAUAUUUCAAUUUCAUGUGGCAAAUAUGCGGCAGUAUUCCACAGUCAUUAUUGCACAAAACGGAUGUUACAUGUAUAGCGGCUCAAUUAUCAGUAUCGUUUUUUAUCGAGACUUUCAUUCAUGCUAAGGAAAAGCCAACAAUGGUUCUAUGGGUGGAAUUAUUGACGAAACAAUUCAAUGGAAAUCCAGAGGCGUGCGAAUGGUUUUUAACGCAUAUGUCAACGGAGUUUUGGUGGCCGGUGCAGAUACUUAUCAAAUGUCCAAACCAAAUGGUUCGGCAAAUGUUUCAGCGUUUAGUCAUUCAUGUCAUUCAGCGAUUGCGACAAUCUCAUUGUAAUUUGUAUUUGAAAUCGGAAACGGAUGCCGAAGGCCGAGAGUUAGUUGGAGAUGCAUCAUGCGUAACGCGUUUUAUAAAAUCGUUGAUAACGAUUAUGGAGCACGGUGCCAAGGCGCAUUUGCGCCAUUUAUCCGAAUUCUUUGGAUUGUUGUACGAAUUCUCGCGCAUGGGUGAAGAGGAAACCCUAUUCUUGCUCAAAAUCAAUGUGAUACGCAGUGUAGCCGACUUUUAUUUGGGUCACAAAACACAAGAUUGCAUUGAUGUUGGCUCCGAUAAUGACGACAACUCUUCGGAUGAAACAUUAUCGAUUGAUAAAACGAGACCAGCGUCGCUCGAUAAAAUGAUAGCUUUAGUGGCAAAUUUGGUCGAACGUUCCAGAGGACCUGACCUUCGUCUCCAAUUAUCUCCAAGAGAUUAUAAUGCCAUUGCUGGCGGAAAGGGCUUUCCAUUUUUAUACCAACAAAUCAAAGACAAUAUCAACCCGCAUCAAACACGACACUUGAUUCAUGCUCUUUGUCGAUGGGAUGAACGUUUGGCAAAUCAAAUAAUAACCAUGCUGUUCACAUCGGUUACGCGUCACAUUGAAUUGUGCGGUCCAUUCUUCAAAUUGCUUACGUUGUUAACCGAAUCAUCGAGUGGACCAUCCGGUUUGCCAUGCUUCUCUCAGUUGGUUCUAUCUCGUGUUUGGGAUGCGGCUGAAUUUUGUCCGCAAUCGGCAUUGGAUUGGCUUGCAGUGCAGGCACCAAGGAAUAAAAUCGCACACGCUUGGAUUCUGCAAUCAGCCGAGAGCUGGGUUGAACAGUUCCUUUUAGCGCAUAACAAUGCCAAAGUUCGAAAUGCUGCCGCUUAUCUUCUGGUAUCGUUGGUCCCGUCACAAUCCUUUCGCACAAACUAUCGUGCCGCUUCAUUGAAACUGCAAGUGCACACAUCGCACCGAGAUCUCAGUGACGAGGCUACGCUCAUAUUGCACACCAUUCUAAAUUUAUUGCUGCGUUUACUACGGCCUGCCAGAGUUUAUACCGAUAUAUUGGUGCAUGGUCCGAGCAAAUUGUCAGCUUACUUCGGUUUGAUGACUUAUUGCAUGGUAUCAAAAACGGAAAAACUUAUGUUAACACCAUACAUUCGAACGUUAUGGGAUCUAUUCCAUCCGCGUUUGUCGGAGCCAAGUGUUCCUGCUCACCAUAACAAACAAGCACUUCUAGCAUUCUGGUACCAUGCAACCAAUGAUUGCCCCGAAAAUGCUCAGGCCGUUGCCAAUUGCCCGGAGAUAACUCGAAACAUUGCAUUUAAUUACAUUCUAGCUGAUCACGAUGAUGUCGAUAUUGUAGCAUAUAAUCGUGCUAUGUUGCCCGCAUACUAUGGACUGUUACGUUUAUGUUGCCAACAAAGCCGCUCAUUGACGCGACAAUUGGCUGCGCAUCAAAACUUGCAAUGGGCUUUCAAAAAUAUAACGCCGCAUCCAACGCAAUAUGCGAUGGCCGUUGACGAGCUAUUCUCAUUGAUGAAUCUAUUUGCCGCUC
This is a messenger RNA of Sitodiplosis mosellana (orange wheat blossom midge), 4241 nucleotides long. Its product is annotated as ubiquitin carboxyl-terminal hydrolase puf-like. Gene Ontology annotation, biological process: protein deubiquitination. The annotation marks the transcript as partial. Gene Ontology annotation, molecular function: cysteine-type deubiquitinase activity; cysteine-type endopeptidase activity. The transcript is spliced from 10 exons. The record is from RefSeq and is a predicted model, not a curated record. Lineage: Eukaryota; Metazoa; Arthropoda; Insecta; Diptera; Cecidomyiidae. Gene Ontology annotation, cellular component: nucleus; cytosol.